This is a messenger RNA of Corvus hawaiiensis (hawaiian crow), 1179 nucleotides long. RefSeq names its product yippee like 4 (gene YPEL4). The transcript has 4 exons. The record is from RefSeq and is a predicted model, not a curated record. NCBI's taxonomy places the organism in Eukaryota, Metazoa, Chordata, Aves, Passeriformes, Corvidae. The coding region runs from base 105 to 1007 and encodes 300 amino acids.
CCCGGAGACCCCCAAACCCCGCCGAGCCCCCGCCGUGUCCCCCAGCGCUCCUGACAUCUCCCCCCGCAGAGACACCCCUGUCCUCCUCCACCGCGGCCGCCAAUAUGCCCCCCGCCCCCCGCCCCCUCUCGCCUCCCGGGGACCCCCAUCCCCGCACCUUGGAACCCUCAUCAGCCCCCCCGAGGACUCCCACCGCCCUUCCUCCGGCUCCCUGUUCCCCCCACUCGGUACGCGCGGUUCCCCGCUCAGGACCCCCAGCACCUCCCCGGGGACCGCCGCUGGCCCGGGACUCGCCGGCGUUUCGAGAAGAAGCGCCAGAGCCCGCUUGGGACGCCCCCGCCGGCCCCCCCGGCGUCCCCGCGCUGCCCGUCACUGCUGCGAUGAGCCGCCCGGUCUCGGCGGGCUCGGGAGGGGAUGCCCACACCUGGGAGAUUGAGGAGGGGGUCUUCCCUCACCGCCCCCUCUCCCCCUUCGCAGCCGCCUCCCUUUUCCGCCUCCUUCUGCCGGGGGGCCCCGGCGGAGCCCCCCGAGCCCGGCCGGGCGGGACGGCGGCUCUGGGCGCGCUGCUGCGCUGCUUCCCCUGCGAGCGGCUGUGCGGGGGCUGCGCGGUGCCCCCCGGGGCGCUGCCCCCGGCCAUGCCGCCCCCGGCCCGCCGCCGCCUGCCCCCGCGCACCUUCCGCAGCUACCUGCCGCGCUCCCACCGUACCUACAGCUGCGUCCACUGCCGGGCGCACCUGGCCCGCCACGAGGAGCUCAUCUCCAAGUCCUUCCAGGGCAGCCACGGCCGUGCCUACCUGUUCAACUCCGUGGUGAACGUGGGCUGCGGCCCGGCUGAGCAGCGGCUGCUGCUGACGGGGCUGCACUCGGUGGCCGACAUCUUCUGCCAGAGCUGCAAGACCACCCUGGGCUGGAAAUACGAACAGGCGUUCGAGAGCAGCCAGAAGUACAAGGAGGGGAAGUUCAUCAUCGAGAUGUCGCACAUGGUGAAGGAGAACGGCUGGGACUGACGCGGGGGCGCAGCUGGGACUGGGGGGCACGUGGGGGGCGCAGCUGGGGGGCUGGCGCUGGGUGACCCCCUCCUUGGCACCUUCCCAGUGCCCCCCGGCGGCCCCUGGGUCGCACCAGCCGCGGGGGCUGCGGGGCUUUUCUAGGGCAAUAAAGGCUUUUUUUUUUUAGGAA